GGAGACUUAACAUCGUCUGAGCUGAAAACACUAAGGGAAAAAGGAUACAGUGCGUGAAAGGAUUUAAUCGUGAGCCUUGUGCAAGGAUAUGUGUAAACGAAAUGUUUGAUGGGAAAGUUCAAUAAUUUGCUACUAAGUGAUUGAAUACGACCCGUAAAAAUGACUACGAACACUGAAACAGAUGCCGAAAAGGCAGCAGGAUCACGCCUGGAUUAUGAUCUGAUGAUGGCAGAGGAGUACAUCCUGAGCGAUGUGGAGAAAAAUUUCAUUUUAUCCUGCGAGCGUGGUGAUCUACAAGGUGUUAAGAAGAUUCUUGAGGAAUACGGAACUGAGUCGGAUAAAUUCAAUAUCAAUUGCACCGACCCCAUGAAUCGUUCGGCUCUCAUUUCGGCCAUCGAGAAUGAGAAUUUCGAUUUAAUGGUCCUGCUCCUGGAGAAUAAUAUUGAAGUUGGCGAUGCCCUAUUGCAUGCCAUAUCCGAGGAGUAUGUAGAGGCUGUAGAGGAGUUGCUGCAAUGGGAGGAAAGUCAUCAUAAGGAGGGACAGCCCUAUAGCUGGGAGGCAGUUGACCGCUCCAAGUCAACCUUCACCAUGGACAUUACCCCGCUAAUUCUGGCUGCACAUCGCAACAAUUACGAGAUAUUAAAAAUACUGUUGGAUCGUGGUGCAACGUUACCCAUGCCGCACGAUGUCAAGUGCGGUUGCGAUGAAUGUGUUACCUCCCAGACCACCGACUCUCUGCGUCAUUCUCAAUCCAGAAUUAAUGCCUAUCGAGCUCUUGCGGCCAGCUCCUUAAUUGCGCUCAGUUCCCGCGACCCUGUAUUGACUGCCUUCCAAUUGUCCUGGGAACUGAAACGACUGCAGGCCAUGGAAUCGGAAUUUCGUGCAGAAUACACGGAAAUGCGUCAAAUGGUGCAGGACUUUGUUACGGCACUGCUGGACCAUGCCCGCACUUCGAUGGAACUGGAGGUGAUGUUGAACUUUAACCACGAACCCUCGCAUGAGAUUUGGUGUCCGGGUCAACGACAGACAUUGGAACGUUUGAAACUAGCCAUAAGAUACAAACAGAAGACCUUUGUGGCCCAUCCGAAUGUUCAGCAACUGCUGGCUGCCAUUUGGUAUGAGGGAUUACCUGGAUUUCGACGCAAACAGUCCUCACAGCAAUUAAUGGAUGUCAUCAAACUGGGUUGCAGUUUUCCCAUCUACAGUUUAAAAUACAUUUUAGCCCCGGACUCGGAUGGGGCUAAAUUUAUGCGCAAGCCAUUUGUUAAAUUUAUCACACAUUCCUGCUCCUACAUGUUCUUCCUAAUGCUUUUGGGUGCUGCCUCUUUGAGGGUGGUGCAAAUAACCUUUGAACUUUUGGCAUUUCCCUGGAUGUUAACCAUGCUGGAGGAUUGGCGGAAACACGAACGAGGAUCACUACCCGGACCCAUUGAACUGGCCAUUAUAAUGUAUAUAUUCGCAUUGAUAUUCGAGGAACUAAAAUCUUUAUAUUCUGAUGGCCUAUUUGAGUAUAUAAUGGAUUUAUGGAAUAUUGUGGAUUAUAUAUCGAAUAUGUUCUAUGUGACUUGGAUACUUUGUCGAGCUACUGCCUGGGUUAUAGUUCAUCGAGAUUUGUGGUUCCGUGGCAUAGAUCCGUAUUUUCCGCGUGAGCAUUGGCAUCCAUUCGAUCCCAUGUUACUCUCGGAAGGAGCUUUUGCCGCUGGCAUGGUCUUUUCGUACUUAAAGUUGGUCCACAUCUUCUCAAUCAAUCCGCAUUUGGGUCCACUGCAAGUCUCGUUGGGUCGCAUGAUCAUUGAUAUCAUAAAAUUCUUCUUUAUCUACACACUGGUGUUGUUUGCAUUCGGCUGUGGACUCAAUCAAUUGCUGUGGUACUACGCCGAGCUGGAGAAGAACAAGUGCUACCACUUGCACCCAGAUGUAGCAGACUUUGAUGAUCAAGAGAAAGCCUGUACCAUCUGGCGAAGAUUCUCCAACUUAUUUGAGACCUCACAGUCAUUGUUCUGGGCCUCUUUUGGUCUGGUGGACUUGGUGUCUUUCGAUUUGGCUGGCAUCAAGAGUUUUACACGUUUCUGGGCCCUGCUAAUGUUCGGCUCUUACUCGGUUAUCAACAUUAUUGUGUUGCUCAACAUGCUUAUUGCCAUGAUGUCGAACUCUUAUCAAAUCAUUUCGGAGCGUGCCGAUACGGAAUGGAAAUUUGCCCGGUCUCAACUGUGGAUGAGCUACUUUGAGGAUGGUGGCACCAUACCGCCACCUUUCAAUCUCUGCCCCAAUAUGAAAAUGCUGCGCAAAACUCUAGGUCGCAAGCGACCAUCACGCACCAAGAGUUUCAUGCGUAAGUCCAUGGACAGAGCACAAGUGCUGCAUGACAAGGUGAUGAAGCUGCUGGUACGACGCUAUGUCACUGCCGAACAGAGGAGGCGUGACGAUUAUGGCAUUACCGAGGAUGACAUCAUUGAGGUGCGACAAGAUAUUAGCUCCCUGCGAUUCGAACUGCUGGAGAUAUUUACCAAUAACAGUUGGGAUGUCCCAGACAUUGAGAAGAAGACACAUGCUGCUGCCCGUACUACCAAAGGCAAGGUAAUGGAACGUCGUAUACUGAAAGACUUCCAAAUUGGUUUUGUGGAGAAUUUGAAACAGGAAAUGAAUGAGGGCGAUGGUCGGGAUAUAUUCUCAUCUCUGGCCAAGGUUAUAGGCAGAAAGAAAACCCAGAAAGGAGACAAGGAUUGGAAUGCCAUUGCCAGAAAGAAUACUUUCACAGCUGACCCCAUUGGAUCGAAACGUUCAUCCAUGCAGCGCCAUAGCCAGCGCAGCUUGAGGCGUAAGAUCAUAGAGCAGGCCAAUGAAGGUCUAUUGAUGAAUCAAAAUCAAUUGAUUGAAUUCAAUCCCAAUUUGGGCGAUGUGACGCGAGCUACCAGAGUGGCGUAUGUCAAGUUCAUGCGAAAGAAGAUGGCAGCUGAUGAAGUAUCCAUGGGAGAUGAUGAAGAGAGGCCACCGGGUGAAGAAAAUGAUAGGAAGCCAGAUGACAAGAAGUUGGAUGCCAGUGGGUCGAAGAAAUCUAUGUCCAGUGCUGGAGCUGCUGGUGGUGGUGCCUCCUUUAUGGCCGCUGCUGCCUUACGGGCAUCUGUUAAAAAUGUAGAUGAAACGAAGAAACCAGGAGAAGGCGGAAAAGAUAAUGCAAAACCUGGUGCAGAUAAAAAACCGGAUGAUAAUAAAAAGCCCACUGAUGUGAAGAAGCCCAACGAAGACAAGGACAAAGAGAAAGAUAAGAAAUCCACCAGUGACAGUAAGUCUGAGGUAAAACCAGGAGCAGCAGCUCCACCGGUUGCAGGCAAGUCAAGUGAUCAAAAACCACCACCAGCUGCUGGGGCACCCAAACCAACAUCUGCCAAAGAGCAACAAAAACCGGGCGAUACUAAUGGCAAACCAAAUGCUCCAGCUCCACCAGCCAAGCCGCCCUCUGAUGCUAAGCCCACAGCUCCCAAGCCAGGAGAAGUAAGCAAGCCGGAAGCAGCUACCAAGAAGGAGGAAUCAGCUAAAGCGGAGUCAGCAAAACCAUCCACAGCAACAGCAACUGGAGGAGCUGCCAAGAGUGCAGCACCUUCGGCUCCAGCAGAGGCUAAGCCAGAUACAAAGACAACAACAACCACAACCACAGCGGGAGCCGGAGCAACUAAAGACGCCACAAAGGCAGCCAAUGAGACCAGCAGUCAGACUGCCAGUCAAGCAGCAAAGCCCGAUGAUAAGAAAGAUCAAAAGGAUCAAAAGGACCAAAAGGCUGACCAAAAACCGGAUGACAAGAAGGGAACCAAUGGGAAACCAGGUGAUGCCAAGACAGGGGAAACUAAACCAGAUGCCACCAAACAGCCAGACAGUGCCCAGAAACCGACCGACGAUAAGGACAAGAAACCCGGUGACGACAAAGACAAGAAACCUGGUGCAGCUCCUGCACCGCUCAAACCUGCCAUUAAGGUGGGUCAAAGCAGUGCUGCAGCUGGCGGCGAACGUGGCAAAUCGACUGUUACAGGUCGCAUGAUCUCCGGUUGGCUAUAGAGAAGACCAAACCAUUUAGAACUCUACUUUCAUUUUCCAAACUACAAUAAAUGUAUGCCAGUAUAUGUGUGAGCAACAAUAAAAGAAAACGACUUUCAAGCGUAA
This is a messenger RNA of Drosophila willistoni, 4155 nucleotides long. It is a transcript of the gene trp, whose product is annotated as transient receptor potential protein. Gene Ontology annotation, cellular component: cation channel complex; membrane. The coding region runs from base 160 to 4050 and encodes 1296 amino acids. The record is from RefSeq and is a predicted model, not a curated record. Gene Ontology annotation, biological process: manganese ion transport; calcium ion transmembrane transport; regulation of cytosolic calcium ion concentration. Lineage: Eukaryota; Metazoa; Arthropoda; Insecta; Diptera; Drosophilidae. Gene Ontology annotation, molecular function: protein binding; inositol 1,4,5 trisphosphate binding; store-operated calcium channel activity. The transcript has 14 exons.